AUGAAGGAAAGUACGCCAGAUGGCAGCGAGGCCACUGCGACCCAUGACCAAUUGCCUACGCCAGCACUGUCUCCCAUCACUGAGCAUGGUACAACCUCAUACACCUCGGACCUCGAUCUGACAAGUCCUGGUCUCGACGCCUUGUCCGAGAAGACGGCUAGCCCUGCGGGCACUCCAACCACAGCAACAUCGCGAGUCUUGAAUAAAAAGACCAGCAAUGGAAAGCUUCUCUCACCCUCUCCCACUUUCAAGCUGUCCUCAGCCCAGAUGCAAGACUUGAUCUCCUCGCCCGACUCGAUUCCACUACGCGCUGUCGAUGUUUCUACCGAUGACAUUCCGCCUUUGACUGACGAUAUUGUUGCGAAACCAAAUGGCCUGGGCAUCUCUGCCCGUGAAAAGACCUCCUCUACAGAGCCUACGAGUAUACCCGUACAGAAUGGCCGCCCUCCACCGACUGCCUCUAGACCUGCUGUCAGUGGCCGCUCGAACUCAACACCUGUCAUCAAACGUAAGGCUUCGUCGGCUCAAAUACCAAGAAAUCCGAACGAAAACAAAGACGCUUCGAAACCCAGGCGCCCUACCUUGAAUUUGAAGGGCUCUGAAUACCAGGAUGGUGCUGAAGCUUUGAAGCCCUCGCCCAUGUCCGACUCCCUUCCCUCUCCAAUACCUGCCAGCAUUCCCGUUCCGCCCCUCUCUCUGCCCACAUACCUACAACUUGAGCUCUCUUCCGAGCGUCCUUCGGCUCUCUACAUUCAUCGCUCGGCCAGCAGCGACUUCCCCUACGAGUCUUCCAAAGUUAAGUUUGAGCGUCUGUACAACUUCUUGACUCUACCGCCUCAGCUAGAACAGACUCUGGUAUUCGGUGCCUUGGCAUGUCUGGACGCUUGGUUAUAUACUUUUACCAUCUUGCCCUUGAGGUUCUUGAAGGCUAUCUUCAUCCUGCUCAAGUGGUUCGUUCAAAGUCUUGUCAAAGAGUUCAAAGACAUCGGUUCCUUCAUAUACUCUGGACUGGGUCGUGUCUGGAGCCGUAGAAACCAACCGCCUUCCGCCAAUCCUUCACGUAGAAGUUCCUUCAGUUCACCCAUGAUCGACCCUGCUUCUGCUCCUGCAGUUCCUUCCUGUUCAACCAGAGGUUNNCAAAAGGGCACAACCUCGACGCGCUUCCAACAAUUGCCCUCGAAACUCAAAAUUCCCAGUCCACUGUACCGUCACAGGCGUUCCAAAUCUACACCUUCUGCCCUGCUUCCAAAUCACAAGGCUGACAUGCUACAUGGAGCGCUGAUCAUCAUCAGCUGCAUGAUUCUUGUCCAAUUCGAUGCCAGUCGCAUGUAUCACAAGAUUCGCGGACAAGCUGCUAUCAAGCUCUACGUCAUCUACAAUGUCCUCGAAGUAUUCGAUCGUCUUCUGUCAGCUAUAGGUCAGGACAUCAUCGAAUGUCUCUUUUCAAAAGAGACUCUUGAGCGUAAGCCUAAUGGCCGCAGUAAGGUUCUACUUCCUCUGGGCAUGUUUAUACUUGCUCUGGCCUACAACGUCGCUCAUGCCGCUAUGCUGUUCUACCAAGUCAUCGCGCUCAAUGUCGCUGUCAACUCCUACUCAAAUGCUCUGCUCACACUCCUGAUGUCUAACCAGUUUGUUGAGAUCAAGGGAACUGUCUUCAAGAAGUUCGAGAAGGAAAAUCUAUUCCAGCUGACUUGUGCAGAUGUGGUUGAGAGAUUCCAACUCUGGCUCAUGCUACUCAUCAUCGCUUUGCGCAAUAUCGUUGAGGUUGGCGGUCUGAAUAUGGGCUCAUCCACCAGUGGCUCGACAACAAAUUUUAGCACGAACUCAACAGCAUCGCCCAUUCAGAGCACAAGUAUUCUCCCACAAGCCUUCAGCAUGUUCCCAACAGGCUUUGGUCAGAUCUUUGGGCCUUUCGUGACUGUGAUUGGCAGUGAGAUGAUUGUUGACUGGGUCAAACACGCCUACAUCUCCAAGUUCAACAACAUCAAGCCGAGUCUCUAUGGUCGCUUCUUGGAUGUGCUGACGAAAGACUAUUACUCACAUGCUUUCGCCGACCAAAAUCUGACCAAGCGACUAGGCCUUCCAGUCCUUCCUCUUUCCUGUCUGUUCAUACGUGCUUCAGUUCAGACUUAUCACAUGCUUAUCGCUACACACAUGCCGCUGCCCAUCCCUUCGACUGCUACGGCGAUUGCACUGGAGUCAGCAUCUGGGGAGACCUCACCUUCUACUACAGCCGCACUUGCGCACAUUGACCAGAUCUUUAGGAGGGCAUUAGGCAGGUCAUCCUUUGGAGCAGGUGCUGAUGCCGCUGCUGGUGCCAGCUCCUGGCGUUUCUGGACGAUCGACGAUGCAAUCGCCUUGGGCACUAUGCUAGUCUUCUUCCUGAUCAUAUACCUUAUCCUACUAGCACUCAAACUUCUGCUCGGUAUGCUCUUGCUCAGUUUCGCACGCACACGCUAUCGCAAGAUGAAGAUGCAAGAGCACAAGAAACAAAAUUUCGACACUCAAGGUCGGAGAGUUGGUGGCUGGGGAGCCGUAGAAGUGGACGAAGACAAGCGUAGAUGGAUUUAUGAAGAUGACCCCGAGGGCUUGAAGAAUCUCAGAGAGCGAGAAGCUAAAGGCAAAGAGAAAGCCAAAGGAGAAUUGAAACUUGAUGGAGUGGAUAGAUACAUGAUGGCUGCGAAGAGGAUCUGGUAG
Molecule: messenger RNA, 2697 nt
Organism: Aureobasidium musti
Lineage: Eukaryota; Fungi; Ascomycota; Dothideomycetes; Dothideales; Saccotheciaceae
Source: the annotation of a GenBank genome assembly